AUGCAUGAGAUGAUCGGGAACAAUGUCUCGAACGUUGAAUCUGCAAUGAUUCAGGUUGUGGGUCGCGUGCAGGAGACCGGUGCAGGAGACCGAGUGCAGGUCUUGUCUGCAGGACCAUGGUCCCUGGGCCCAAUGUGUUGUGCUCGACGGACCCUUUGGUCGUCUCUGGCUGCACAAAUUAUCAUUGGAGUGGGAACGACGGCCGUUGCACCUAGUUUGGGAGUGGAUCAUCUGGACGGACCCCGGAGGGAUACCGUCCCCUCCCUCCUCCUGGUCCCCAGCAGCACCCUCCCCGAUCUGCUGCUGCCGGUCCCGAGCAACCUUCAUCCGAUUGAUAAGUUUCGGACCCCAAAGAUGUCAGCACUUUCUGUUCACUUCGAUACCAUUUCGGAAACGCCCAUGUUGACCACUAUGUCGCGGCAUUCAGAUAUGUCCGAUGACGCGGACUCCCCCGACGCCAAGUGCUUCUAA
Penicillium robsamsonii is the source of this 471-nucleotide messenger RNA. RefSeq lists its product as uncharacterized. The record is from RefSeq and is a predicted model, not a curated record. The transcript has 2 exons. The coding region runs from base 1 to 471 and encodes 156 amino acids. NCBI's taxonomy places the organism in Eukaryota, Fungi, Ascomycota, Eurotiomycetes, Eurotiales, Aspergillaceae.